UUUUACAAAUUGUUUGAUGUUUGCCACUUACGGGUCCAUUUACUGAUUCACUAUUUAGCAUCCCGCUGAAUCUCGAAGUAUUCAUGCUUUAUGGCAGUCAGGGCAUUGCCGUUCUUGCCCGACGGGGAGAGUUUUCACGACAGCCUUUAUUGCGAGAAGUGUCAGUGUUUUCUGCGGGAGCCCUGUUGGCAGCAUGCAGUGUUCGUUCAGGAUGGAGACAGUAUUCCGCUGGCUAUCGCCAGCCUGCCAGAUGUCUUGGCUUUCCAUAACGACGGCCCGCAGCAAAAUGUCUGUCAGUCUUCGGAGAAAACCAUCCGAUCGGUCGUGGCGAGAACAAUCAUCCUCCCGCAGACAGUCUUCGGGCCGUUCAUCGCCCCGCUGUGCAGUCUGGGCGAAGCGCACUCGCGGACAUAUUCAUCAGUGGACGGGCAGUGUGUGACGUUCACUGUGGAGAACGAUCGUUGGUGCAACUGGAUGAAGUUGGUCAGGACGGCUGACCACGGCCAACACAACCUCCGCGCCUUCAUCCACGAACAGAAGGUCCUUUUCGUCGCCGUUAAGGUCAUCCUUCCGGGAGAAAAACUCACGCUGGCGCUGCCCCAAAUUGACCGGAAGGACAUCCACAGCAGUAACGAUGUGAAUUACGUUGACGUCUCUGUGGAGUGUGUGAGCAGUGCUACGGAUGUGAACGAAGAUCCCGACAUGGUUAAGUGCGAGGAGAAUAGCGACGCAGAUGAGAGCGUGGAUGCCAUGUCGAUCUCAGCUGCUCUGGACGUUCCUGCUGUUUGUUUCUCAGUGGAUGCGCAGCGCUUGGCAGAGCAUGGGGAUCCGGCAGAUCUGUUGCCACAGUCCCAAUACUUGCCAGCUCCAGAACAGCUGCUAACUGGAAUCUCCGGACUCUUAGUCCAACUGCCUGAAGAUUCCAUGGUUAAGUGCGAGGAUCAUGAUGACGAACUCGACCAUGUGGAGACGAUUGCUGCUGGUCACUCACUGGAUGCACGGGCGUUGGUGCCGGAUGAUGAGGCAGAUCCCUUGCCACCGUCCCAACCAUUGGUGCCAGCGCAGUCACAGAAGCAACAACCGGCAUCACUGCCUGCACUGCGCAAUGGUCAACGCGAAGACUCACCGGAAUAUCCAUUGCCCUCCAACUUGUUUUCACCUGAUUCGUUACUGAACAGGAAUCCGGGAAAACGGAAGAGCGAUGAGACGGAAGCAGCAACUGUUGCGUCGAAAUUCUCGCGGGUUUACUCCCUUCGUAUGCGGAGUACUGUACGCGCCGGUGCAGCCUACGGUGACGAGAAUUUAUCCGACGACAACGAUAAAGAUUUCUGCUUGUCGGAAAACAGCGAUCCAUCUUCUAUCGAUUCCGAAUGCUGCAGCGAAAAUGACUUGAAUCUGGAAAAUACCGCGACAAAAAGGCAAGACAGAAAGCGUGGCACGAAAGAAAAACAAACCCCAUCUUCACGCGGUUGCCGGAAGAAAACCGAAAAUGUGAUCCUUCAAAGCACUGCGGAGGUGGUGUUGCCAACGAAUGAUUCAUCGGCAAGAAAAGAGCCAUGCCGUCUCCCGGAUCCUGCUUUCCUUGAGGCACGGAACAGUCAGAUCAAAGCCGUGGUCGCAGCUAAUCCGUUCCAGUAUCCGGCUGGAGAGCAGCGGUUGCUCGCGUUUUCGAGUGCUGCCGACAUGCUGUCGCUUGACCAAGCGUCUCCAGGGAUGCAGUCGCUAGAUGGACCCAUCCUCCAGCGCUGCACCGAGGGUCGUCUGCGUGACUUCAAAAGUCCACAACGCAGUAAUCGGUUUGAGUCAACGUGCAGGCCGGAGUACGUCUCCCCGAUGAACCAGUUGGAUGCGUUAAAAGGCAACCAACGCUUGGAUACAAAGGCGGAGAGAAUGCGGCGAUUGAAUGCGGUAGCCACGAUUAAUCCUUUUCAGUUUUCCUCGCGAAUUGAACGCCGCGCCGCGUGGCAGGCAUGCCUGGCUGAUGACGGUCGAGUGAAGAAUGUCAGGCUUGCUUGCAAAAAUCUGCAGAGUUAUAUCCAAACUCAUUUGGACAAAUUCCCCAGCGUGCUCGAUAGCUACAAGGAGGAUACCGCCGAUAAUUACGAGCGAGAGUAUAUCGAAGUGAUGCGAGUGAUAGCGCAACAGGCGGGGAAGGAUUACGCCGAUGACGCGCAUCCCUUGGCCAUUGAUAAGGAUGCCGACGCAGUUGGACCGGAUCAGGUGAAUGUCGCAGCUGACACUCCGAAAGCACAUCGCAAACGGCGCCAUAAAAAAAAUUUGCAGCACGAUAGGCGCUUCUUCAGUUACGUUUAUCGGUUCGUGUGUUUCGAGUGUUCGUUGCAUUUCAAGAACGAAAAUCUGUUGAAAUUGCAUAAGGUGCAGCAUAGUGAUUCACCCAGCGAAGGUGCUAAUUCUCGCAGUUGUCCAGUUUGCAGGCGCUCAUUUAGCAAGCUAUCCAGUUUAUUGCGACAUAUUUUGGAUCACGGCGUGAAAGCGUCACAGAUUGUCCAUUUUAUCCCAACUGCUGAUCCCAGUAUCAUGAGCGUCGCUUCCACUACGGCGGCUCCGAUGGAUGUGCUGGCGCAGAGUCAUGACGCCCAUGAGACGUGCUUUAUGUACAGUUGCGGACAGAAGUCAUGCGGACUGCGAUUUUGCACGGAAUCCAUGGCUGAUCUCCAUCAACUCAGCCACAAAGUGCCGGAUAGUUAUCAGGGCGAUGUUGUUUGUGCGGGAUGCAGCUACGUAGCUGCAAAUGCGGAGGACUUGCUGAAACACGUCGGUCGGCAUGGAGCGAAGACAGGCGAUCAUAAAAUGUGUCGUUUAUGUGGGAAAUUUGUGCAGGAUAUGAUCGAGCAUGUUCAACUGGUGCAUAAGGAAGCAUAUGUGAAGUACGAAGCUCGUUUAAAUCUUUCUUGCGACCAGUGCGAAAAGCGAUUUCGGACGUCUGUCCAUCUUACUACCCACAAAACUUUUGCACACACAAAGUUGCCAACACUGGAGUGUCUAAUUUGUGCUAAACACUUCCCGUCGCCUCUUCAGCUGCAUGCGCAUGUAACUCAGGAGCACGGAACCGGUUUGAUCUGUAUGGUGUGCCGGAAAAGCUACACAAAGUACAGCAGCUUAUCAAAGCACGCGAGAAUGCAUAAGCAGAUCCACAUUUGCGAAACCUGUGGAUCAGUAUUCCGCUCCAGGCGUAACUUAGAUACCCAUCGAUACAGUCACCGGUCUGACUAUUCCUUCAAAUGUGAUCAGUGCGGAAAGACCUUCAAGAGACCGUCAAAUCUGGCACAGCAUAAAGUAGUCGUGCACACGGACAAAGUGCGGAAGAAGCGCAAAGCCAAACGGGAAGAAAUGCGUCGGAAGGGCGUGGUCAGCGAGUACAAGUGUCCCCGGCAGAGGAUGCUGUACGAGGAAUUCCCGUUCAAAUGCGUGGAAUGCCGGCUCGGCUGGAUGCUGCUGGGUAAUCUACAGCAGCAUCAACGGAAGAAGCAUCCACAGAGUAACGAUACUAUGCUCAGCGCUGCCGCUUCUUCCAGCCUUUGAGACACUUGGAUAAAUUGUUCUGUUUGACUUGUAAGAGUGAUCGGAUCCGCAAAGAGGCUUAUUGUUACUACGUUUACUUUGGUCAAGGGAGGAAGUUCCCUUCUGCAAAGGAUACGAAGAGUGUAAAACGUAUACUGUGACUGCCAGUAUCAGCGCUCAUGUUCUGAAUAUUUUUUAGUAUCUAUUUGGGAGUGCACUUUUUGAGCUUGUUAUUGAACAUAUUGCUGCGUGCUUUUGUGUCAAAAAAUUUUAUUAAACAAUCUGGAAUAUAUCA
This is a messenger RNA of Paramacrobiotus metropolitanus, 3817 nucleotides long. RefSeq lists its product as uncharacterized. The coding region runs from base 91 to 3543 and encodes 1150 amino acids. The record is from RefSeq and is a predicted model, not a curated record. The transcript has 8 exons. Gene Ontology annotation, cellular component: nucleus. Lineage: Eukaryota; Metazoa; Tardigrada; Eutardigrada; Parachela; Macrobiotidae.